Messenger RNA from Archocentrus centrarchus (flier cichlid), 1922 nucleotides. It is a transcript of the gene tmem120b, whose product is annotated as transmembrane protein 120B. Gene Ontology annotation, biological process: fat cell differentiation. Gene Ontology annotation, cellular component: membrane. The coding region runs from base 269 to 1285 and encodes 338 amino acids. Lineage: Eukaryota; Metazoa; Chordata; Actinopteri; Cichliformes; Cichlidae. The record is from RefSeq and is a predicted model, not a curated record. The transcript is spliced from 12 exons.
CCAUUUUAAAAUUCGAUUUGAAUAUUCUAGGAAGUUCUCUUUAAUCCCUAUGUAUUUUAUUUUUAUUCAUCUGCUGUUAGUUUUUCUUUACUUUUUGGUGGAUUCAACUGUAGUUCAACUACGGCGUUUGGUCGUGACGGCGGAUGGCGAAGUGCGCAUGCUCCGCACAGCACAGUUAUAACGCGUCUGAGUGGCCGGAGCUGGAGCAUCCCGGGGGUGAAAAGCCUGGUGCGAGAGUGGUCUUCGCCGAAUAAGCUGCUACAUCGCGAUGUCCAAACCGAAGUUUCAGACGGAGUGGGAGGAAAUCGACGAGGAAUAUCAACAGUUACAGGAAACUCACAAAAUAUACCGACAGAAACUAGAGGAGCUCACAAGUCUUCAAGCAACAUGCAGCAGCGCCAUCAGUAAACAGAGAAAAUCCCUAAAAGACUUAAGGCGCAGUUUAACCAGGUGUGCACAGACAUGUGACGAGAAUGAGUUGAAACUAAUAGCUGACAUCAAAACCCAAAUAAAAGACAAAGAAAAUAUUUUCUUUGACAUGGAAGCAUAUUUGCCAAAGAAGAAUGGACUGUACUUGAGUUUGGUCCUGGGCAACGUGAAUGUAACGCUUCUCAGCAACCAGGCAAAAUUUGCCUACAAAGACGAGUAUGAGAAGUUCAAGCUUUACAUGACAAUAAUCCUGAUGUUUGGAGCAAUAACCUGCCUCUUCUUUCUAAAGUGUCGAGUCACCGAUGAGAUUUUCAACUUUCUGUUGGUGUGGUACUUCUGCACAUUGACCAUAAGGGAAAGCAUCCUCAUAAGCAAUGGCUCCAGGAUCAAAGGGUGGUGGGUGUCUCACCAUUAUGUCUCCACCUUCUUGUCAGGUGUUAUGUUGACCUGGCCAGAAGGACCUAUGUAUCAGAUGUUCAGGAGCCAGUUUCUUGCCUUCUCCAUCUAUCAAAGCUUUGUUCAGUUCCUCCAGUACUACUACCAGAGCGGCUGCUUGUACAGGCUGCGAGCUUUGGGAGAGAGAAAUCAGCUGGACCUCACAGUGGAGGGAUUUCAGUCCUGGAUGUGGAGGGGACUCACAUUUCUUUUGCCUUUUCUAUUUUUCGGCCAUUUUUGGCAGCUGUACAACUCGGUGACCCUGUUCCGCUUGGCAGGCCAUGAGGAUUGUAAGGAGUGGCAGGUAUUUAUGUUGGCACUAACAUUUCUUGUCCUUUUCCUGGGAAAUUUUCUCACCACAUUAAAAGUCGUCCACCAAAAAAUUCAGAAAAACCAGGAGAAGGUCAAAAAAACUGACUGAGAACAACCUCAACAAGGCACCACAAACGGCCAGUAUUUUUGAAGCAACACGCACAAUCGCUUGACGGACUGAGCAGAGUGUGAUCAGGCCGAGAGGCGACGAAGCUGAAGCCACUGUUCUCUCUGACUUUGCUGCAGCAGUGUCCGGCCAAAGUUUCCCACAAACACGUUUUACAUAUGUAUGACUGUGAGUUGACCAUUUUGGCACAGAACAAGUGAUGUUCACUGUGUGUGUGUGUGUGUGUGUGUGUGUGUGUGGAUGUGAUCUGUUUUUUGUUUUUGUUUUUUGGGGGGUGUUCGUGCGUGAACCUUAUCAGAGAACCUCUGUUCAGAUCAUAUGCAAAUAAACGAGGGAAGGUAGCAUCAUUUCAUAGAACAGAAAAUGGUUUGCCUUUGAAGACCUAAUGUCUGUCGUGUACAUACUGUCGAGUAAUAAUGAACAAACUGUCUCCAGCUUCAACAAAAUUGUUCGAAGCUGAACUUUUUAUACGUCUCAUCUCCCUGUUGUGUGAUUUCACUGCUAGUAUUUUUACUAGAUUUUAGGUCAUGAAAAAGUCAAGCAUAGGUCCACAACUUUAAAAACAAACAUACAGCUGAUACUUGAUGUUUAACAUUACCUUCAGUCUCAUAACAAACAC